CCUGAAGGGCACAAAUCAGACCGCACCAUGCCUCCUAAUAAAGAGGCCAGCAGUGUUACUAGCUCACCAGCAGGGCUCAUCUGCCUUCCUCCAAUUUCUGAGGAGCUACAGCUUGUGUGGACCCAAGCAGCCCAGUCCAGUGAGCUAGACAGCAAUGAACACCUGCUACAAACCUUCAGCUACUUUCCCUAUGCCAGCCUAGCAGACAUUGCCCUUCUCUGCCUACGUUAUGGGCUACAGAUGGAGAAAGUCAAGACUUGGUUCAUGGCCCAGCGCCUCCGCUGUGGCAUUAGCUGGUCAUAUGAAGAAAUAGAAGAGACUCGAGCACGAGUGGUAUACCAUCGGGACCAACUCCACUUCAAAUCCCUUCUCUCUUUUACUCAUCAUGCAGGGCAGCCACCAGAGGAGGUGCCACCUUCUCCAGUGCCACCUCCAGAACAAGUUGGUCUUGGAAUAGGCCCUGUGACUUUUAGAGAGCCCCCCCCCCAGAUAAAAGGAUUGAAGGUAGAACCUGAGGAGUUCUCUCAUAUAUCAGCACUGCCACCGAGUCACCAGAAAGCAAAGGAGUCCCUUUUGACACCUGGCAGUGGAACAUUCUCCCAAUCAGAUUUUUGGCAGGAUCUUCAAAGCAGUGGUCUCUCUAAGGAACUGGCAGGCAGUGGUCCUGACCACUCACAUGGUGUAGGUACUCUGGAUAAGCCCCCAUCAAUCUCAUUACUUGCCAGUAGUUGUAAGGAGGAGUCAGCACCUAGUAUGACUCCUUCUUCCUCCUCUACCUCCUCUUCUUUCUGGGUACUGGCUAAGGGAGCUACUGCCACCUCUAAACCCCUCCAGUCACUAGGCUGUAUCCCACAGUCACUCUCACCCAAGGAACAGGCACUACCCCCACAUCUGGAGCCAGCCUGGCCUCAAGGGCUACGGCAUAACUCAGUGCCAGGUAGGGUUGGCUCCACAGACUACCUUUCCCCAGGUAUGCAACGCCAGCAAAAGACUAAGCGUAACACCAAAGAGCAGCUGGCUAUUCUCAAAUCCUUUUUUCUACAGUGCCAAUGGGCACGGCGUGAGGAUUACCAUAAAUUGGAACAGAUCACUGGUUUACCUCGGCCUGAGAUCAUUCAGUGGUUUGGUGACACACGCUAUGCUUUGAAGCAUGGGCCACUAAAAUGGUUUUGGGACAAUGCAAUACCUGCUGCCCCUAGUUUUCAAGACCCAGCAAUUCCUACACCACCGUCAACCUGCUCUUUGAAAGAAUGGGCUGAGACACCACCUCUACCAAUUCCCCCGCCCCCACCGGAUAUACGACCUUUGGAGAAGUAUUGGGCAGCCCACCAACAGCUACGGGAAAUUGAUGUCCCUCAGCUGAGUCAGGCGUCAAGACUUAGCACCCAGCAGGUACUGGAUUGGUUUGACUCUUGAUUACCUGAGCCAGCUGAGGCGGUAGUUUGUCUAGAUGAAGAAGAGGAAGAGGAAGAAGAGGAACUGCCAGAAGAUGAGGAGGAAGAAGAGGAGGAAGAUGAGGAGGAGGAGGAUUAUGUGAUCAUACAGGACUGA
Molecule: messenger RNA, 1551 nt
Organism: Marmota flaviventris (yellow-bellied marmot)
Lineage: Eukaryota; Metazoa; Chordata; Mammalia; Rodentia; Sciuridae
Product: homeobox and leucine zipper protein Homez-like
Biological process (GO): regulation of transcription by RNA polymerase II
Cellular component (GO): nucleus
Molecular function (GO): DNA-binding transcription factor activity, RNA polymerase II-specific; DNA binding
Source: RefSeq, a predicted model, not a curated record